UGUAAACAGCGCUGUGCGCGUCGCAGCGCUGGAGUCUAGGGGAGAGACAGGCUCAGGUUGUUGAGGCGCUGAACAAAAGAGGGUUUCAUUAAGUUUGCAAGCGAAGGACGGUUGUGACAGAGACAGGAGGAUAUUAAGCGUGUAACAGCAGCAAGUGUCAUCCUCCCAUCUCUCCCCUAGUUCUCUCAUGCAUGUAGACACUGUCAUCCAUUUACAAAUGUGCCUCCUUUAACAGUCCCAUCAGCAUAUAAUAAUCCAAGUUCUCAUUACCAAAGAGUGUUAACCACACACAUUAAACAAACAAGGAAUUGUGAAACGCACAAGGUGACAGUUCAAACACACAGGGAGAAAUACAUUUAUACAAGCAGCUAGUUCGUGCCGCAGAUAAAACAUAUCUAGAUUUAUUGUCACCAGCAUUUUAACAUUCCAAAACAAGUCAUAAUUCCCCCCAAAAAACAAAACGUUUCAACAGAGCCAUUAGUUGUCACAUAAACCCAUCAUGGCCUCUGUCACCAAAUCCUCCAACCCUGAGAUCCCAGAUAAUCACAAGGAUAGCUGGCUGGCUCUGCUUUCUACAGCUGAGGCUUACAGUCAGAAGUCUGGCUGUGAUUUGGCGAUUCUGACUGCAUACAAGAAGUUCCGUCCCUCCGGUGUUGAGGGUGAAGUGGGCAGAGUUCUGCCCUCCGGAGGCAGGAAGUGGGAUUAUGCCUACCAUGUUUGGGGACCAGGGGCACUGGCUGAGUCGUCACGGCGAUAUAUGGAUGACAUUGCAGUUCUGCACUCCACCACUGUACUGACGGCACAGAGACACAUACGUAGGAAUGUAGAAGAGGGAGGAGCCAAACUGGGUGUUGACAUGCCUUCUCAGAAGAUGAGCUUGACUGUGGAAGGAGUCGGCACUGUAAGUCCCAACAUGAGACUCUAUUCGCAGAGCUAUCCAUCAAUCUAUAGUGCGGGCACUGCCAUUGGCCAGCCAGCUGGACAGCAUGGAAAUGAAGAGCGGGAAAGAGAGAGAGCAGUGAUGGAAGAACAUGAGAAAGUGAGAGAAAGAGUGGAUAUUGUGGACUUGGAGGAUGAAGAUGAUGAUGAGGAAGAGGAUGAAGAAGAUUUGGAUGGAAGGAGACGUAACCUUAAUGAGUCAGCAGGAGUCUUCUCAAUGGAUGAGGAUUCCCUGUCCCGGGACUGCGAACCCUUCUUUGAGUCUGAUGGAGAAGAGGAGAGCACUGAUGGCUCUCUGAGUGAGGAAGCCCCUCCCCCUCCACGUGGCUUGGCAAUGGGUCACCUGGCGUCUCGCACUUCUCACUCCAUGGCAAUGGCACGUUCACUACCGGUGUCUGUACCAGUGUGGGGCUACAGGAACAACCAUGCCCAACAGGGUGACUCUCACAGUGGAGAACGGGUGGGCUGUGCAGAUCUGGAUCACAUAGCUGCCAGUAUGAAAGCCCUGCUGGUCCCAGGUGCCACCGAUGGAACUGAGAUGUUUGGAGCACUGCCACGACCUCGCCUUAACACAGGCGACUUCUCUCUUAAGCAAUGAGAGAGGGCCGAUGUUUGUAUGUAUGUUCGAGUGUGUGCAUGCAUGGGGAAAGAGAGGAUGACAACCUGUGAGCUUGUUUGUGUGUGUGAGUUAAUUGAGCAGAACUGGAGUUUAAAAGACACAAUUAAACAUGGUUUAGUGGAUGUUUUUAGCAAAAAAAAUUAUUGCCAAAUCUGAAGAUUCUCUUGCAUAUCUUAAGUAUUUCUAUUGUGCUGAAAGUGGCAGAACUUUUACCAAACAUUAUAUUCAUAUGAGAAGCAAGAUGAGAAGGGUUGAAUAGCAUGGUCUAAACAAACUUUUUGAUGGCUUGGACUGAAUGGUUGUGGCAGACCUUAGUUGUGUAGUGCAUUUCAUUAUGAGAAACACUAACAGAGCAAAUGUACAUUGAAUUACUUGUCACACCCAGUAACUGUCCUCUGCAGUGUGGGAUUUAUUGAUCAAAUAUGAACCUAUUUACCCACCGAGAUACACAUACAUCACCAGAGGAGCAUUGUACAUGAGCAAACACUACAUGUGCUUAAAGAUAUAUAUAUAUAUAUAUAUAUAUAUAUAUUACACUACUGCAUUCAGUGGUUAAUAUUCAUGGCAGGAUUGCCAAAGCUGACUAGAUGUUAAUGUGAAUGCUUACAAAUGAUGUCACACUCUGCCACACUCACCUGCAUUUAAAAUACUGUCCCGAAGACUUUCUGAAUCAAUGCUUUGUGAAGCAAAUGGACAAUGAGAGGAGACAGGUUCUUUCAGGGCUGUUGCUUGUAAAUGUUCUGACAUCAUUAAGCUUCAAAACAUGAAUGUUUGGGGAUAUCCACUGCAAAAAUGAAGUGCAUCUCUGCUAUUUAACUGAUGUGCUUGAACAGUGAUGAAGCAGAGAUGCCAAAUGUUGCAUUGUUGGAUAGUGUCAAGCUUCUCUAAAAAAAACCUUGCCAGAUUGAAGGAAUAAAGAUUUUAAAUAUAAGGGUUUACAACACUACAAAAGUAGCUAUGUGUCCAUUUUAAACAUUUCCCAACUGUUCAGUGUUUAGGUAAUGAGUGUUUUUGAAUAAACAAGUUGUUCGUUGUUGAA
Molecule: messenger RNA, 2597 nt
Organism: Xyrauchen texanus (razorback sucker)
Lineage: Eukaryota; Metazoa; Chordata; Actinopteri; Cypriniformes; Catostomidae
Exons: 6
Coding region: 500-1537 (345 amino acids)
Biological process (GO): negative regulation of TOR signaling; negative regulation of protein kinase activity; neurotrophin TRK receptor signaling pathway
Cellular component (GO): cytoplasm
Source: RefSeq, a predicted model, not a curated record